AUGCGAGAACGGGUGGACCUAAACGCGGCCGGGGUCAGCAUCGAGUCCCCGGCCAAAUUGUACAAAGGCGGAAGGUGGACCUCGCGGUACAUCCUCUGCAAAAAACAACCCGAUCUCCUCCAGCCCAUUUUCAUGGUCUACAAAAACCAAGCCACCCGGCACCACCAUCAGAAUUAUAAGGCAUCAUUUUCACUCCAGAAUUUUGUAGGAUUAGAAACAGGCUUUGAAUUAAAGAAACAAACGCAUACGCUAUCAAUAUUGACCAAAGAAGAAGUGAUCGUGCUCGCGUUUUCGUUGCCAGAAAAUCUGGUGAUAUGGGAGAGUUGGCUGAAGGCAAAUUGUGGGCAGAGUCAAAUGUUCUACGUGCAACUGUUACGGGUGCCAAAAUAUUCCCUAGCCGAUCACCUCGUGAAGAAGGAAGUUCGGCUACAUUUGCAUGAUUCCUGUUUCGCGCUCGUCCAUGGUCGACCUCAAAUAGUCCUCGAAUUCGUGCAUACUGAUGAGGCUCGUGUGGUUGAUAUGAAGCCGAAUAUGUUUACCUUUGGGAAUAAGGAUUGCCAAACCAAAGAAGAGAGCUACACCAUCUGCGCGGCUAGAUUACCCGUGUUUUACACAAUGCUGGAAAAAGCGAGGAGGAAUCAGGAUGAUCUCCAUUCUUAUCUCAAUUCGAAAACGAGCGACGGGGAUUGGAUCCCCGAAGUUAGCGCCUUUGUCAGAGCGCAUUCUUUGAGGUCAAACCCAUCAGAAAACAUUCGAAACCUGAUGAGCUAUAUGAACACCCCAAUUCUACCAAGAGCCUCGAAUCUGGAUAAAGGAAAAUCGAAAUCCGGAAAUCACGUCAGUCUACUACAAGAUCGACGUGUAAGAACACUGGAUAUGAAUCGAGCAAAUUCAUUGGCGAACAACUACUACAACACCUCAUCCAUCCAUUCCCCAUAUUUUGAGCGGGCCCGCGCCAGCUCCGACGCGCACAACUAUGUAAAUAUUAUUGAAGUCGGUGGAACGAGUGACAGUCGCGACUCCUCCUACCGAAGCCGCAUCUACAUUGCCGGCAACGGGGACAGCUCGGUUCAUUACUGCAAUAUCUACGAUUCUGGCAUCGUGCACGACCCGAAUAAUGCGUCAGGAAACAUGAGAAGCAACUCCCUACCCGACUAUGUAAAUAUUGAACACGGCAUGGUGCUACCUCCAAAAUCACCGAAUUACCAGAAGAAAUAUCACAAGAUCUCACUAGCCGAAAAUUUCUACUCGAACGUCGCUAGACCCUCUACCUCAACGGCUCAAGAUGAUAGGCGACGAUCGGACCAAUCUGUUUGGAUAAACAGGGAUAAAAAUCGAUCUAGCUACGGCAAACAGCGCUCCAUGGUCGACUUCCCCACGGCGGCGGAACCGCAGGAAAAACAGGAAAAUUGGAAACGAGCCAAAAAGUUCAUCUCGGCCUUCAAGCCGAAGAGUGAAAACCAUCUGAGCGGCUCCAAGAAGCGCGAGAUGACCAAGUCAAACAGCACGUCAGCGUUGAGUUUUGCAUCACCAGCUCGGAAGAAGCAUCACUCCUCGAUCUCGUCAUUUGCAUCCGAUCACUCUCACGAUGAAGACUCCCCGCCGCCAGCUUUAAAUAUAGCCAUGAAUAAUCCACUCCUAGGAAUGCCGUUCCAAAGAGGUGCUAGACCCCCAGACGGUCUUGUAAAAGUCAACGACCAACAAGCCACCAUGAUCAAACCAAGAGCGGGUGUUUCUGGAAUUUUGGCCAAAAGGUUGCACACGGCUGUUAGGGGAUCAUUUUCGAAAUACGAUGGGGAACGUGCCACUCAUCAUUACAACAUGGGAAAAGGCGACGCAUUACAACUAUCACCAAAGAACAAGGGCGAAAGUUCAGCUGAAGCCAAAACCAACGAAGACCCGCUUAAUGGGAUUAUGUCGGCAAUUAAAAGCGGUCAAGAACGGCUGAAAGAAAGUGAUCGGCGAGCUUCUACCGUAUCUUUUAAGCAGAACUUGUUACUUCUUCCCAAACGGCUGUCAAAAACCAUUAGUCAAAGCGCUCAGCAUACGAUUCGAAAUUCGUCAAUGUCGGGAAGCACUAGGAAUUCAAACGACUCUCUAUCCUCUGAUGCACGCUCAAAAAUAUCUUACAAAAAACGAUCAAGCAGCCCGCCAAGGAUUGCAGCCCCAGUUUUACCAUAUCGACCGCCAAGCCAAAGGACUCUAGUGUUCCAAAGUAACCGCGGCUCUUCCAUCGAUUCCUUCAACUCUCAUCAAACAGCAAGAUCCUCCUCUCCAGUCCCUUUGCCUCGAAAAACAAUACCUUCUGUGGACAGUACACCUAGUAUUCGAAGCGAGGUAUUACGCCAGCAUACCCGAUUGGAUUACUGUAAUCUGGCCAAUCCAAAGUCGGGCAAUGGCUCGACGUCUAGUAAUUCGAUCGGAAGCCGUUCGGAGUAUGUCUCGAUAUGCCCGACUGGGACAAAAGCUGCACAACAGGUUGGUAGUGGUUUUCAAAGUGUUAAG
Molecule: messenger RNA, 2505 nt
Organism: Mesorhabditis spiculigera
Lineage: Eukaryota; Metazoa; Nematoda; Chromadorea; Rhabditida; Rhabditidae
Source: the annotation of a GenBank genome assembly